This is a messenger RNA of Gossypium arboreum, 845 nucleotides long. RefSeq lists its product as uncharacterized. NCBI's taxonomy places the organism in Eukaryota, Viridiplantae, Streptophyta, Magnoliopsida, Malvales, Malvaceae. The transcript has a single exon. The record is from RefSeq and is a predicted model, not a curated record. The coding region runs from base 154 to 657 and encodes 167 amino acids.
CAGAUCUAUAUCUGUUCUUUUCAUCUCCUUUUUGCAUUAUAUAAAAGGCAGCAACAAGCAGCUUGCUUUGCUCAUCAAUAUCAGCCACGAAAAGAGCCCUACCAAAAGCUCAUCAAUUCCUUUCCGUGGCCCAUCCAUAACUUUUUUGCAGCCAUGAAAAUGUCCCUCAAGAGAUUGCCCAUUCUCCACAGGUUGGUAUCCAAGUCCAACUACAAUCUUCUUAGAAUCUCCAUCUUACUUACCAAAAUGAAAAAACCCAUGGUUCAUAAGCUUAUUUUUCUCAAGAAAUCAAGAAAGCUCAAGAGUUUUAAGCUUCUGAAGCAUUACAACCAUGGCUCCCUAGGAGAGUAUCAGUUUGAUUCCCCUUCAAGCACUCCUCUUAUUCAUUACUAUAACAAAAAACAUGAGGUCGGAAACACAGAUAUUUACUCCAUGCUGUUUUGGUGCAAGUGUUUUGGUUGCCUGAAAGCUCAGGCAAGAGGAGAAGAAGAUUGCGGGUUAGCAUUGGAAGCUGAUCAUCUGUCAGUAGUAGUACCUCCCAUGGCAUUGACAGGGGAAAUUGAUAUUGAAGAUGAUGACUCAGUUGAUGAAAGGGCUGAGAGGUUCAUUCAAAAUUUCUAUGCACAAAUGAGGCUGCAGAGGCAGGAAUCAUUUUAACUAAAUGAAUACCUUCAAUUUUUUUCCCCUUUCAAAUUAUUACAUGUUCUCCGCAACUCCACAAUGUUUUUUUUUUCCCUGUGGAGUUUUGUCAUGAUUUUUUUUUUGGAGUGAGCUUAUUUUAUUGGAUUAUUUGGAAAUUGUUAAUUGAUUUGCAGGACAUUCGAAACUUUUAAUAAAAAGUAAAA